AUGACACCUAAUACACUGUUAGCUCAGUUGCCACCUCACAUCCAGCAUCAACUGGCCAGUAUGACGAAAGAACGUCUCCAGCAAAUUGUUUCGCGUAUGCAACUACUUCGGUCUCACGGUCACAAUGAGCAGUCUAAUCCAGAGUUUGCAGCAUUAGCCCAGACUCUCAAGACGUUCCAGUAUCUUCAGCAAUUGCGGAUGCAGCAGUUGGCUCCCUCUCAGGCCACGAAAUCAUCUCCGUCCCAAGUGCUGCCACAGAAUGUUUCGCAAGCACCACCAUUGACACAAGCGCAACCUCUGUCAACAACACCUGCGGUACAACCCAGCGCGCCUGACGCAUCCGUACUAACCCAAGACCAAAUACAGGGCCUUCGUACGCAGGUGUCGGCUUAUAAGCAUUUGGCAAGGAAUCAACCCAUGGCCUCUCAGCUUCAGCAUCAAGUAUCUGACUUAUCUGCCACAGACGCAGCCGCAGCUGCAUCUGUGGCCAACAAAGUGUCUGAUGCUGCCGCUGAUUCCCAUGCCGCGCUGGUUGCCACACAUGGUCCGGACAAUCUUCGUAAAGCAGUCUCAGAAGUGGCUUCCGAUGCUGGAGAGUCCUCUAAUGUGCCUCAAGAUGAUCGAUCGAGCCGUGUGUACCCCUACAAUGCCUACCUUCAUCCAUUUACGAUCUUGGCCAAGCCCAGCAUGAAGGGGGGCGAUGAUCUUGCUACAUUGCAGCAGCGCUUGCUCGUUCCUAGCCUGCUACCAGCAGGUAUCGAUGCACACUUGCUUUUGGAAGAACGCGAGCGUUUUAUUCAAACUCGUAUCCAGCAGCGCAUCCGCGAACUUGAAUCUUUUCCUGCCACAAUAGCUCAAGUGCCCACUUAUGAAAGUUCAUCCAGCGAUCCGUCUCAACCCAAGCAUAACAACGCCAAAGUCAAGGCUCUUAUUGAGCUCAAGUCGCUUCAUUUGUUAGAGCGCCAGAAGCAAAUGCGGGAAAAAGUUAUUUCAAGCAUGAACCUAGCUACUUCCCUAGGUCUUGAUCGUUCAGCCUUCCGUCGUGUGCGGAAGCAAGCAUUACGUGAUGCGCGUGUAACAGAACAACUUGAGAGGAAGCAGCGUACUGAGCGUGAACGUAAGGUGAAACAGCGCCAUACCGACUAUUUGACAAUGAUCUGCAAUCACGGCAAGGAUAUGUUGGCUGCUCAUGGUAAGUCUACGGAUCAAGCCAAAAAGAUUGGUCGUAUGGUGCUAAAGUUCCAUGCUGAUACGGAACGUGAGGAGCAAAAACGCAUUGAACGACUAGCUAAAGACCGUCUGAACGCGCUCAAGGCCGAUGAUGAAGAGGCAUAUCUCAAGCUGAUCGACACAGCAAAGGAUACGCGUAUCACUCAUCUGCUACAACAGACUGAUGCCUACUUGGAUAGUUUGGCUCAAGCUGUUCGUGCCCAGCAAGAUGAUGAUUCCCACAUUGACUGGACCACUACUGAUGGAACUGAGGGUGCUGCCGUUGAUGAAACGACAUUUGGUGCUUCGCGGCAAGAUGAUGCUGGCGACGAUAACGGUCGUGUCGACUAUUACUCGGUGGCACAUCGUAUUACUGAGAAGAUUACCGAGCAGCCUUCAAUUCUAGUUGGUGGUAAGCUGAAAGACUACCAAAUGAAGGGUCUUCAAUGGAUGGUGUCUUUGUACAACAAUCGCUUAAAUGGUAUUUUGGCUGAUGAAAUGGGUCUUGGUAAGACCAUCCAGACUAUUUCUUUGAUCACAUUCUUGAUCGAAAAUAAGAAGCAAAAUGGACCAUACCUUGUCAUCGUGCCGCUUUCAACACUCACUAACUGGGCAAAUGAAUUCUACAAAUGGGCACCAUCCGUUACGACUUUGGUAUAUAAGGGCACCCCUAAUGUUCGCAAACAGUUGGCGGGCCAACUCAAGAUGGGUUCUUUCCAGGUCCUGCUCACUACUUAUGAAUACAUCAUUAAAGAAAAAAGCUUGCUGGGUAAGAUCAAGUGGACGCAUAUGAUCAUUGACGAAGGUCAUCGUAUGAAGAACACUCAAAGCAAGCUUGCAGUGACGUUGACACAGUCGUAUUCUAGCCGAUACCGUCUAUUGCUCACGGGUACACCCCUGCAAAACAAUCUUCCUGAGCUCUGGGCCUUGCUCAAUUUUGUAUUACCAAAAAUCUUUAAUUCGGUCAAGAGCUUUGAUGAGUGGUUCAACACACCUUUUGUCAACACAGGUACGGGUGACAACAGCAUGCAGCUUAGUGAGGAAGAAGCAUUGCUCAUUAUCAAGCGUCUCCACAAGGUGUUGCGUCCGUUUUUGCUACGUCGUCUCAAGAAGGAUGUCGAAUCAGAACUGCCGGAUAAAGUCGAAAAGGUCAUCACAUGCCGCAUGAGUGCACUUCAAGUAAAAUUGUACCAGCAAAUGAAACGUCAUAAGGUCAUUGUUGGUGAUGCGGGUGCCGGCAAUGGCAAAGGCAACAAACCGAUGGGUAUUCGUGGCUUGCAAAACGCUAUCAUGCAGCUGCGGAAAAUCUGCAAUCACCCCUAUGCGUUUGAGCAGGUGGAAGCUACGAUUAACCCAACAAAGGAAAAUGGACCUGAUCUAUACCGUGUUGCCGGCAAGUUUGAAUUACUUGAUCGUGUUUUGCCAAAGCUGUUCGCUACUGGUCACCGUGUUUUGAUCUUCUUCCAAAUGACAGCAAUCAUGGACAUCAUGGAGGACUUUUUGCGUUUUCGUGGUAUCAAAUAUCUGCGUCUAGACGGUUCUACCAAGCCCGAUGACCGUUCCGUAUUGCUUAAAUUAUUUAAUGAUCCUCAAUCAGAGUACAACGUGUUUAUUCUAUCAACUCGUGCCGGUGGACUGGGUCUAAACUUACAAUCAGCUGACACUGUCAUCAUCUAUGACUCAGACUGGAAUCCGCACCAGGAUUUACAGGCACAGGAUCGUGCUCACCGCAUCGGCCAAAAGGUUGAAGUACGUAUCUUGCGUCUCGUCACAGAUAAGUCUGUUGAAAAGACUAUCUUGUCGCGUGCCCAGUCCAAGCUUGAAAUCAAUGGCAAAGUUAUUCAAGCGGGCAAGUUUGAUAAUCAGGCCACCGCUGAUGAGCGAGAACUUUUGCUUCGUGCUAUGCUGGAAGCGGAUCAUGAAGAAGAAGAGGAAGACCAGGGCGAGCUCAAUGACGAAGAACUUAACGAGCUAUUGGCAAGAAGUGAAGAGGAAGUGGCUGUAUUCCAACAAGUCGAUCGUGAUCGUAUUGCUGAUGAAGAGACGGAGUGGCGUGCACUUGGCAACACGGGACCCGUGCCGGAGCGUUUGAUCCAGGAAUCGGAACUACCAGAAAUUUACCAGCGCGACUUUGACACCGAAGCUAUUGAUGUCAUUGAAGAAGAGCAGCCACUGACUCGUCGACGUAAUGUUGUUCGCUAUGACGAUGGAUUGACAGAAGAUCAGUUCUUGCGAGCUCUAGAAGAUGAAGAAGACUUGACCGAGGUCGCAGAGAGGAAGCGUGAGCGCGCUGAAAAACGCCGACUUAAACAACUUGGCCAAGAUGACGGGGCCAAGGCGCGCUCAGCAUCGCCUACGAGCCAAAAUACAGGAGAACGCAAACGCAAGUUGGAAGGUAACGAUGCUGAUCAAACUGCUUCUCAAGUGGAUUCUGGGUUUGGUCCGAAUUCUGAUGACACUCCUAAGCGUCGCAAAAUGGAUUCUGAUGCGGGAAGGCUGAAGGAGGCAAUGCUAAAAUGUUAUUUUGCCGUGGAACAAUGUGAGGAGCCGGAGACUGGUCGUUUGCGCAGUGUCUUAUUCAUGGACAUUCCCAAAAAGAAUGAGUACCCAGACUACCAUGUGCUAAUCGCACGUCCUGUAUGCCUCAAGCAGAUCAAACGGCGAAUCGAAACACGCGCAUAUAAGACGUUGGAGGCCUGCAGGAACGACUUCAAGACCAUGUUCAACAACGCACGCACGUACAAUCAAGAAGGAUCAGUUGUGUGGAUUGACGCUCAAGAAAUGGAACAAGUCUUUGAUAAAAGCUAUUCUGCGGCUGAAGCUGAACUAUCUUCGAUUAAAGCUGACCCCGCGUCUGGUGAAGGAGAGUCAGAAUUAGGCAAUACCUCAAUGCAGGAUUCAGAUUCUGUGAAUACGGAACAAAAUACAUCAGACUCACACCGCCAUAAAACGGGUAUGAAAAUCAAGCUAUCUAUUGGAGGCCGUCGAAAACGAUCGUGA
Malassezia restricta is the source of this 4209-nucleotide messenger RNA. RefSeq names its product ATP-dependent helicase STH1/SNF2. Lineage: Eukaryota; Fungi; Basidiomycota; Malasseziomycetes; Malasseziales; Malasseziaceae. Gene Ontology annotation, cellular component: nucleus. The transcript has a single exon. Gene Ontology annotation, molecular function: ATP binding; DNA binding; histone binding. Gene Ontology annotation, biological process: positive regulation of transcription by RNA polymerase II. The record is from RefSeq and is a predicted model, not a curated record. Bases 1 to 4209 code for a protein of 1402 amino acids.